This is a messenger RNA of Amoebophrya sp. A120, 3191 nucleotides long. The record is from the annotation of a GenBank genome assembly. NCBI's taxonomy places the organism in Eukaryota, Dinophyceae, Syndiniales, Amoebophryaceae.
AGAUGCAAGUAGAGAUGAUCCAAACUCAGUAUUAGUUGUCCUUCAGAAGUUAUAAGAACUCGUUUGCGUAGCCGUAUGAAAAUCCGCUGGCAAGAGCAGUAGACAUCAAACCAUCUUGUUUAUUUGUUUUGCGGGAUCGAUAGAAGAACAAAGCAUUAUCAUAAUGACAUCCUCCUGCAAGAACCCACACAGCCUGAAGCCCCCAACAGCCUACGGGAUCGACAUGAACGUGGUGAAAUCCUUUUUCGAGGAGAAAAUCCCUUCUAAAUACACCGACUUUCCCCGCAGGAACUACCGGCCCCAGCAGGAAGUGAAAUCAAAAUCCGGAACUUCUGCCACUGCGGGCUUUUUUUCGCGACAGCAGGCGGGCGGCUCCUCCUCCAGCAGCGCCACGACGACCACGUCACAGGCUGGGGCGAGCGGCGUGGCCGGGUCUUCGUCCAAGCCGCUGGCGUCGCCUAAUGCGAAGAAUUACGUGAAGGCGGAAUUCACGCCUAGUCCCAGCCCGCGGACGGACGACGAAAAGGAAACUGCUAAUUUGUCGAUCUCCAAACCGUCGAGCGCCGCGAGUUUUGUCUUCUCCCCGCAAUCUGGGCUGUCGCCGGCGAGUGUGACGAGGUCACCAAGGACGAUGGGUGGCGCGCUGGGGUUCAACCAAGCUUCUACUACAGGAGCACGGGACGGCAGUAAGACUUCUUCCCUCGCGUCGAACCCGUUCGCUUCGCCAGCGGGCGGAACGACUGCACAGCCGAGAGGUUCAUCCGUGUCGCGGACCGCUUCGCCCUUCACGCCGCGCAUGGUGACGAUGUCGCCUGAAGUGAUGGUUUUGCAGCAAUUGCAGAAAGACUUGUCCAAGUGGCAUUUGUACCACGAAAUGCGGGUAUAGUCGGAUUUUUUCAGUUCGGAAUACCGAAUGAUAGCUCUUCGCAUGCUGUUGUGUGCAUUACAAAUCGUAUUCUUCAUGAUCACUCGCACAUAAUAGAAAUUCCAACAUUAUCAUCUACAACCCCAGACACGCGGCCUGACCGUGAACGAGAACCAGCUUCCGACUGUGAACGAGCUCGGGGGACAGAAUCGGUUGAUGGACAUGAUGAAGAAAGCGUAUUGGGACGUGUGCAAAGAGCAGUUACUAGCCGCGGGUGAUGAUCAAGACCCUGCGUCCGACAGCACUUCCACCGCCGCAAAGAGCACCGGCUUCGACAAGGUUGUCGAGCAGCUGGAGCAGAUCAUCCACCGCAUGGCGAAGUACUUCGAGCGCUCGCCGACGCGGAAACAGAAGUUCCUCCAGGAGGGGGUGGACAUUGCUCUGGUGAAGCAAAUGAUCCGGAACCGCGCUUACGACGCCGAGGCGUUUGGACAAACCUUGCGCCAGCUGGUCUACAUGCUAUCGCAGCUCGAAUCCCCGCACCAAGCGGGAGAGACGAGACGGCACUUUUUUGAAAACGAGGAAACGAAGGUGUUUGAGGUUAUACUAGGCGGGAAUUCAAAUUCAUUCAGUGAUAAAUCAUCUACCACUGCUGCACAGACCGCUCAGGUGAGUGAAUCCGGUUCAUCUUCCACGACUGUUGGGGUCCUGCAGGCGAUCGCGACCGACCGCCUCCGGUUCGCGACGGCGGUGGUAGACGCGCUGCGGUACGUGCAACACAAGUUGGACGUGCUGCAGAGCGAAACGGAGAACUUUUACCUCUCCAUGCUGCCCCAGGAGGAACGGUUGAAGCUCGAGAAAAACCAGUUCUGGACCAUGGUCGCGAAAUACCACGGGCACGCCUGGAUGCAGGACAAAGCCAUGAUCGAGUACUUGGCGCAGCAGAAAAUAAAUUCGUCGCCCACGAAAACGGUGAUAACUACAGCAUCUACUACGAAAAAUGCAGACGAAGGAACAAAUUCAUCCACAACAACCGGAUCGCCCACAAAAGAACCCACUUUCGAGACCCCAGCGCAGCUUCUAGACUACUUGAUCGAUCAGCUGCUCGCGAAGAACACGCCGGUGACGGACGACGACCUGUUCCUCCCCCUGCGCGUGUCCAUGAAACAAAUCCAUGCCUUGCAGGAUUCGUUGCAGUUGUGCUGUCUGCUCGGCGUCGUGGCGUUGACCGUCGUUCCGGUGCUUUCUAGUGGUACUUCUCCUGGCAGUGGUGCGGGAGCUGCAACAGCCACCGCCAGUACAACAACCAGCGCAGGAGCAGGUGGAACCCAAAAAUCCUUCACGAAGCAGGAGCUGGAUCUGUUUUUCACCGACGUACGGCAUUCGUUGAUGAAGCAGGACCUUGGCCGCAGUGGUUUUUUCGGGGAUCUGGAGACGGGUUUGCUGAGGCUGGUCGAGAAGAAGGAGGGACAAGCGUUUGACAAAUCAGUCAUCAAGCCGAAGAUCGACCAGAUCGUCGCACAGCUGGAGACCAUCACCGCGAAAGGCAGCGGCGCACCGAUUUACCAGGUUUUAUUCGCGAGAAUUCGGACCGCACUACUCACUUCAACUGCUUCAGGUGCGGUAGGAAAUGAAGGUGAGACAAUGGUAAAAACUGCGGAUGAAGGAGCGUCACCUGCAAAUCGAAGUAGUUGUGCAGAUGAGCGUGGUCUGCGUGUCACCAGUGCGGUUUCCUCCGCGAAAAAGGUGACUCCGCUGACCGUGAACGCCCCCGCCGGGAAACAGCCGCAGCAUCCCGGACAGCAAGCCUCGUCUGCGGCGCCGUCCGCUUCCGCGGCCUCUUCCCGGGGCGGCGUAACCAGGCCUGCGGGCGCGGAGGUCAUGGCUGCAGCGCCGGUUUCAGGGAGUGGGGAGGUCGCGGGGGAGCCCACGGUAUUGAUUUAAGUAAACUUGUUUCCUCUUUUGUUUGUAUGAAACUGAAUAACAAGGACAGUUUCGAGCUAUCUUUUGACUGCGCGCUGUUCUACUUAGUUCCACCGGUGGACGCACAAAAAUCGCAAAAUUUCGAAUCCGUGUCCAUUUCCAGGCCUUCUUUCCUCUUCGGCCGUUUACGCGCGACAGCUCGCUGGGCGACAAGCCGUGGUAUUUGUGCUUCGCGGCGACGGCGCUGCGCGAGGUGGAAAUCGGGAUUGCGGAGUGUGUGGGACGGAGUUGGCUCUGCUACGAGCAGUACUACAAGUAUCCACCGAAGGAGUUGCGAAAUCUCGAAAUCCUUCAGCAACAGGCAAGUAGAACAGCAUCGUCUUCGCCGCAUAGGACGGCUUGA